UUAGAUUUUCUAUUUUUUUCUACUUGUGUUUUAUUCUACUUUUUGUUCUAAUUUAAUUGUUUCGAUAUUCUAAUAGUAAACAAAUUGUUCUUUUAGUGUUGAUUGUGUUUUUUUUCCGGAAUUUAAUUGUAGUGAUUGUGGACAAUCAACUAAAUUCUCAUCAUCUCUUUUCCUCUGUUAACUUUUGUUGCUUUCUAAUGGUUUUUGUUUACUUCUAAUUGACCAUAAAAAGGAUUACUUCAAGAGCGAAAUCAUCAAAAUUUUCUUAAUUAACUAAUUGUCGGCAUCAAAUAAUGACUUCUAGAACUAGAUAUGGGUCGGAGGCCAGUUCCAUUCGAUUAUCAACUAAAUCAGACAGACGAAUCUGGGGUCAAGUGACCUCUCCAUCAGUUGCCAGUGGUGAUUAUGAGACGGGUAAAGGAGAUGCCGAAGGUGAAUCAAGUCCAUCGACAUUUUCCCGUCGAGAUCAAAUAUUAUUCAUUUUCGCUCUGGUUUAUGCCAAUUUUGCCGAAGCUGCUUGUUAUUCACUUCAAGCACCAUUUUUCCCGAAAGUGGCCGAGCAAAAAGGAGCCUCACCAGCGGUCUAUGGGUUUAUCUUUGGAAUCCUUGAGGUCACAAUCUUAUUGACCUCACCAAUUUUUGGGAAAUUAGUCGCUUACAUAUCUUGUAAUAUUUUGAUGCAAUUUGGUCUUGCACUUUCUGGUUUAACUAUUAUACUUUUUGGGUUUACAAUUUAUUUGCCUUCAGGGUGGAUUUUUAUUUCAGUUUGUUUCAUCAUUCGGAUUAUCGAUGGACUCGGUGUAUCCGCUAAUCUCACCUCAAGCUAUUCAGCGAUGGCCAAACAAUUUCCCGACAGAAUCGCUCUUGUUUUUGGGCUUCUUGAAGUGGCCUUUUCAUUGGGCUCAACCCUUGGACCCACUUUGGGUGGUUAUCUUUACGAGGUCGGAGGGUAUCCGUUUCCUUUCUUGGUUCUUGGGUUGAUCCUUUUCUUUGCCACUUUCAUUAACUAUUGCUGUUCACCUAAGAUUGGUACACCUGAAGUACGACGACCCGUUGCUUUGUCCACAUUUUUGGCCGAUUUCGAAACUAUUGUUGAUCUUCUUGGUAUUUGUAUUACCUUUGUAAACUUGGGUCUAAUUAAUGUCCUUCUUGAGCCUCAUUUACGAAGUUUCAAUUUGUCACCAGUCACUUUGGGUCUUGUUUUUGUCACUGAAGGUCUUGCAUAUGCGAUUUCUAGUCCCAUAAUGGGCUGGAUCGUUGAUCUCGGAGUUCCUCCAAAAGUUAUGAAUCUCAUUUGUUGUCCAAUUUCAUUUGUUGGAGCUUUGUUCUUGGGUCCGAUUCCCUUGUUUCAUUUUGAACAAGAGGUUUGGAUCAUUGUGGUCAGUUUGAUAUUAAUCGGCAUCGGAGAAGCCGGAAGAGCACUUUGUGGUUUCGUUUCGAUGAAAAAAGACACAAUCACCCGUCGAGGUUUCCUCGAAAACAUUGAGACUUAUGGUCUUAUUACAAGCACUUUCUUAUCAUGUACCAGUGUUGGUUUCGCUCUUGGACCUUCACUUGGAGGAAUCGUCAUGGAAGCAUCAGGAACACAAGUAACUACUCUUCUCAUCGUUGGAACAAACGUUUUUAUGGCUAUUCUACUUACCAUCAAUCUAAUUUAUCGAGCUGGUCGAAAGUCAGAAUCGGACUUAAAUAAACUGACCGAAAGUUCAAUGCUGCUCAACAAUCAAAAUCCAUCUCAACAACAAUUAACUUCAUAAAAUUUUUUCGAUUUUUUUUCUCUUUUUUCAAAAUCUUUUCUUUUUUGUGAAUUUUUAGCUUCAAAUCUAUUAAAAUUUAUUUCUUUCUAAA
This is a messenger RNA of Panonychus citri (citrus red mite), 1848 nucleotides long. Its product is annotated as MFS-type transporter SLC18B1-like. The transcript is spliced from 9 exons. The record is from RefSeq and is a predicted model, not a curated record. Gene Ontology annotation, biological process: transmembrane transport. Gene Ontology annotation, molecular function: transmembrane transporter activity. Bases 294 to 1757 code for a protein of 487 amino acids. Lineage: Eukaryota; Metazoa; Arthropoda; Arachnida; Trombidiformes; Tetranychidae.